Messenger RNA from Triplophysa dalaica, 1036 nucleotides. RefSeq names its product mitochondrial ribosomal protein S33 (gene mrps33). The record is from RefSeq and is a predicted model, not a curated record. Bases 250 to 618 code for a protein of 122 amino acids. Gene Ontology annotation, cellular component: mitochondrion. The transcript is spliced from 4 exons. Lineage: Eukaryota; Metazoa; Chordata; Actinopteri; Cypriniformes; Nemacheilidae.
UGCGGUGUAAAGAAAUUACCAAUAAAACAUAAAUUAAUGCUAUAACAAACGAAGAUUCGUAUUGUACCCAUUCGUUCCUAUAAAAUAUUUAGCUGCUUUGGACAGUUAUAUUGUAGUGAAUCGUGUCCUCUUACCAGGUCAUUAAAGCAGUGGUCUUUACCCUUAAAUAAACAAAUCGGGACCGGAAGGACGCCAGGGCUUCUAUGCGCAUGCGCAUCAUUUACGCUCGCCCCGUGCGUGUUUGAGUGUAUGAAGGUUGAACUGUCAACUAUUCUCAUACUAGAAAACCGGCUGAAUAUGGCCGGACUGUCCAAUUAUGCCCUGCGCAUGGCGCGCCUGAGUGCACGAAUCUUUGGAGAUGUGUCUCGUCACACAGAUACCAGAUCUAUGAAGGUCGUAGAACUGUUUAAAGAGCCCCCCUUGGCCCAGAGAAAGGAGGUGUAUGACUGGUAUCCCCCACACAAGAUCUACUAUUCCAUGACCCAGAAGCUCCGAUACAUAGGCCUCUUCAGAGAUGAGCACCAGGAUUUUAAGGAAGAAAUGAGGCGCUUGAGGAAACUCAGGGGCAAAGGAAAACCCAAAAAGGGAGAAGGGAAGAGGGCCAUGAAGAAGAAGUAGGCCAAGGCACUUCAGCAAAUGGGAGCUCCUCAUUCAUUGACACUUGAAAAUCGAAUGAAGUGACUCCGAACAUUAACUUAAUACCUUUACAGUCAGCAGGACAUUAUGACGGUGAUGACAAAGAUGGCUGGAACACAAACCCAAAUGUUUAUUCACUUUUGAUGACUGUGAUGGAGAUUAAAGGUUCAUUUUUUUGUACAAUUUCAAACUUCAACUUGAUUUAUGUUGCAGUUCUGCAGGUUGUUACCAUAAGAUCUGAUAAAUGUUGAUGAUUUCUCUCACCAUCUCUGUUUUCCUAGACUAUUGAACAAAAUAAUCAAGAAAUAUGUACACGUAAAUAUAAAUAUUAUUAUUAAACCACUAAAUUCAUUCACAAUUAAAUCAUAUUUUAUGUCCUGCCAAUAAAGCUCCAAAAGAC